AUCCCAUUUAGUGUACUAAAUUUUCAACCUUAAAGACGUGUCUAACUAAAUCCCCAUGUUCAUAUGCCUCUGUUCCUUUGUCCCACUUCAGUUAGAUUUUCUCUCUCUUCAGAGAAUAAUGGUGUCACACACAAAUACAGUUACACCCUUCUGUUGAAAGACAUUAUUAUUAUUAUUAUAAAACACAAUUUUUGUUUGAUUUUAUUUGGAACCUUAAUUAGUAUUAUCAUCAUCAUCAUUGCUUGUGGUGGUUCUAUUCUGGCUUCUGCGGAGAUCCUUUUGUUUCCCAUGUGCUGCUGACUUGGUUUCUCUCUUGUUUCUUCUCUCCUCUUUUUCUUGUUCAUUUUUUGGGGGCACAAAAAAAAAAAACACUUUUUUGAGGGCUAAGAAUUAUUGAGAGUGAUAAAUCAGCUACUUCUGUUAAUCUUGUUCUUUUUAAUUUGUUGGGGUGCUCUUGGCUCUUCCUGGAUCCAGGUUACUGAUUUAUGGUUCAUCAAUUAUUUUGAAAGGAAGAGGACUAUGAGAGAAGGUUCCUGAAAUCAAUUUUGGAUAUAGUUUAAAUAAAAGAUGGAAAACUCAGACUUUUGGAUUCAGAAAGAGAGCCAUGGAGAAAAGGAUUCACUGCAUAGCUUGUACAAUGAUAGGGAAGUAGCGGACGACGAAGACUCGUCGAAAUGGCAGUUAAAGAAGUUGAUUAGAAGUUCAAAUUCGCCUCGCGGCCUAGUUGUGAAUGCUAUCCAAUCACAGUUGGGUAAAGUAUGCUUCAAAGAUUUGUUCUUCCGGCGUGUUCAUGGAAUAGACAACAGGAUCCCAAAGCAUGUGGUGAGUGUGGAUGAGAAGUAUCUUCGUCGCUGCCUCGAAUUUAUGCAUAGCGCCGCGAUAAAAGCAGCUCAAUGCAACAUACCUGUAAACUUGAGGGCCACAAACAUGGUGGCUUUGUCAGAAAGCUUAAAUGCGUGUGAUUCGGGACAAUUCAUCUUUGAAUGCCCCGGGAGAGUCUUAAUUAGUGCUAGUUCCGGGGAGCAUUGGGGUUUAGGAACGGUUAUGGGGAGUAAGAGUAUGAUAAAUAUAUUGAAUAGUGCUCUGCUUCAGAAGUUUGGUGUAUCUGAUAGAAAUGACGAUGUGAGCAGGAUGAACUUCUCCGACGAAAAGGGAUCGACGUGCUAUGAUUUUAUGGACUCUUCUGGUGGUUUAACCAUUUCUUCGUCGCAUAAACCGGAAAAGGAAGCACAUCAUAAGUAUGGUUCUGUUCCAGUUCACAAAAGGAUUGCUUCUAGUUCUAGCACUAACACUACUUGUUCGGAUUGGUUGUCUUCGGCUUCUUCAACUCUUUCUCAAGGAAUGAUCCAAUGCACAUGGAAUCGAGGGAUUCCUCGUUUUAUUUUUUCCGCGGACGAUCAGAAGGAGGUCUAUGUAGCACAUUUGAUGGAGGUAGACUCAGCAGAUGAUAAGGAUUUGGAUUUUGUCUACCAGUUUCAUUUGAACAAGAGUAGCCAUAAGGGUCGCAAUAUUCCCGACAGUGUUUCGAAUAUUGUUGGUAAGAUGAAUGUGUCAACAAGUUUCACCCUCUGUCCGAACAAUAGCAAAAUAAUGGAAACUGAGUUUACAUUGUUUGGCAAUGCGGAAAUUUUCGACAAAGAAACGCACGCAUCGGAUGAUUCUCAUAGGAAGAACAAGGGGCUGACAAAGAAGGUGUCACAAGUGUUUAAAACUAGUCCAUCGUCGAAACGCAGGACGCUCUCAAAGUUUGGUGGAUCAAGUUCGAUAGAGGAAAGUUGUCCAUGGGAGCCGAAUGCUCUCGGUAAGGCCAAUUUAUUAGAGACUAAUGUUCCUCCGAAUUUUGAGUUGGCUGCUAUUGUUGUGAAAGACCAUCUUCCUUGUAAUAAGCCUGCUGCGAAAGUAGGGGGCUGGGGUUUGAAAUUUCUCAGUAAAUCAGAGACGAUGUUGCCUUCUGAAAGUUGUGCACGAAAUACUGGUGAUUGCUCGACUAGCACAAGCGUUCUAAUUCCAGCAGGCCUUCAUGGCGGGCCAAGAAUCAGAGAUGGUGGUCCAUCCAGUCUGAUAGAUAGAUGGAGAUCNGGCGGCCGCUGUGACUGUGGUGGUUGGGAUGAGGGAUGUCCUCUGACUGUACUUCAGCGAAGAUCAAGUGCAUCCGAGGUUCCGAGUCAAGUAGAUACACAAGGAGAAUGCAAGUCAGCUGAUUUAGUUACUCAGGGUUCCGGCGAUUUCUGCCCAACCUUGAGGAUGAUAAAUGUUCACGACGGUUUAUACUUUAUUCAUUUUCAACCACCUCUGUCUGCACUACAAGCUUUCUCCAUUGUUGUGGCAAUAAUUCAUGCACAGAGUCCUACUCUUCGGCCGAAAAGAGCGUAGGAGGUAUGACGGUAAAGGCGUAGUUUGAGGUUAUAUAGCAGUCAUAGUUAUCUUACUGUAUCAUAAAAGGCAAUUGAUGAAAAAAAAUAUUUUAUGUUUUUAUACAUUAAUGGAUCAUUUCUAUGUUUAGGUUUGCUAAUUUUUAUUUUUCAUACUGUAAGAUGUUAUCUUAUUUAGGAGAUCUGGCUGUGCUUUUUGUUUCACAUUUCAUAGGCAAGAACUUUUGUAAACCAUCAUUUUCCUCGUUCUUUUUUUGUUGAAGGGGGUAGAAUGUGUCAUAUAGGGUUUGUUUUGUUGAACCAAAUUUGGUAAACUGUAACAUUGAGAUUGGGUUUGUUAUAGUUGCUAAUGAGAAGAAAUUGAAAUUAGCACAUAAUCUUGAGUAUAUAACUC
Molecule: messenger RNA, 2766 nt
Organism: Arachis ipaensis
Lineage: Eukaryota; Viridiplantae; Streptophyta; Magnoliopsida; Fabales; Fabaceae
Source: RefSeq, a predicted model, not a curated record